AUGAUUUCGCCGCGUGGUAGUUUUAAGGACGACAUCGUCUUGGUCGAUCCCACGAAAGAGGUCAAUGCGGGGCUAUGGAGCCUCUUCGCAACGACAACAGUCUUCCUAGCCGCCCGCCUGUGGUGCAAGAUCACCCGAAGGCACGGACUGUGGUGGGAUGAUCACAUUCUCAUUUUCUCCUGGCUGAUCGUUCUUUUCAACGACAUCCUGAUCAGCGUCGAGUUCGCCACCGGAUAUGUCACCAAGGGGGAGUGGGAUGACCGCAUGCACAUAUUAAUCAACAUCUCAUCAUGCGGGACCCUCGUCGGCCAGGCGAUAUCCAAGACAGCAUUCGCGGUGUCUCUGCUCCGGAUGACCGAACGAUGGCAGCAAUACAUCCUAUGGUUCAUCAUCGUCACGAUGAACGCGUACAUGUUCACCAAGGUCCUCUUCCAAUGGGCCAGGCAGUGCGACGACACCGACUACGACGUGUGGUACCGACCGAACUAUUGUGUCGACUCGACGUUCCUUGACCGUUUCAAGGAAGGUGGAAAUAUCUACAACAUCUUGAUGGACUUUGUCUUGGCAUUAUUCCCUUGGGCUAUCACGAUGAAGCUGCGCAUGCGAAAGUAUGAGAAGAUUGGUCUUGCUCUGACCAUGAGCCUGGGGAUGUUCGUUGCCAUCAUGUCUGCCGUCAGAACAUGGUGGGUGGGACGGGAUGUGUACGGGGACAAAGAUGAGCUCUACUUCUGGCGAAGAGCGGUAUCUAUGAUAUGGUUCUCGGCCGAAAUUACUGGAACCAUCAUCGUCCAGUGCAUUCCUGUCUUGCGGCCAUUCCUGCAGGAGGUACAUGCUGCGAUAUCGUCGAGGACAUUCGGGCACUCAACAAGCAACGCGAAGACGACCGUCUCACAAAACAAAUUUGACCCCAGUGCCGGGACAUACUCGGUAACCGUAACAACCAUCGCUGCCGAGAAGGCUGCACAGAAGGGCUCAAACGUCGACACGUUUGGGACUCGCGGCCGGGUUUCCCAGGAGUACCAACCACGACCUUCAUCACGAGGUCCGUCGGAAGAGUUCGAACUCCCCAUCCAGAACACGAAUUCAGGGUGGAGCCCUGUGAAUUCGCGAAAAUGA
Molecule: messenger RNA, 1116 nt
Organism: Diaporthe citri
Lineage: Eukaryota; Fungi; Ascomycota; Sordariomycetes; Diaporthales; Diaporthaceae
Exons: 6
Coding region: 1-1116 (371 amino acids)
Source: RefSeq, a predicted model, not a curated record